AUGGUACAUCUAUCAUUGACUCGAUAUGCAUCUAUUGGUUUUUUUGGUAUUGGUAAUAUGGGUAAACAUAUGGUAACACAUCUAAUUGCAGCUGAUCAUCGUGUAACACUUUUUGACACUAAUCCGCAAGCACUUGAUCAUUUUAAAGAACAAAAACAAGCUAAAAUAGCUUCUGUACCACAAGAGGCAAUAGCAAAUUCAGAAUUUAUUAUUUUAAUGUUACCUAAUGGUAAAAUUGUACGUGAUUUGUGUCAAUCAAAUAUUUUUCCUUCGGCUAAAAAAGGUACAUUUAUUAUUGAUUGUAGUACAAUUGACGCACGAACAUCUAAGGAAAUGGCAGAACUAGCUCGAAGUAAACAAUUAAGUUUUGUCGAUGCUCCUGUCACAGGUGCUACUAUUGCCGCUCAAAAAGGUACAUUAACAUUUUUGGUUGGUGGUCAACCAAAUGAUUUUAAAGCUGUAGAACCUAUUCUCGGUAACAUGGGCAAAAAUAUUGUCCAUGUUGGUGCAAAUGGUAGUGGUUUAGCAGUUAAAAUUUGUAACAAUCUUCUCGUAGCUAUUAGUAUGAUUGGUACUUCAGAAGCGAUGAAUCUCGGUAUCAAACUUGGUAUGAAUAAAGAUGUAUUAGCCAAAGUGAUCAAUUCUUCAAGUGGUCAAUGUUGGUCAAGCCAAACAUAUAAUCCGUGUCCUGACGUUAUUCCUAACGUACCAUCUAGUAACGACUAUAAUGGUGGUUUUGCUAGUGAACUGAUGGCUAAAGAUCUAUUAAUUGCUCUUGAUGCUGCAAAACAAGUUAAAGCUUUAACUCCACUAACGGAGAAAGCUACUGAACUCUAUAAUCAGCUUUGCUCAAAUGGACUGAAUAAAAAAGAUUUCAGUGUUAUCUUUAAAUAUCUCAAUGAACAAUGA
This is a messenger RNA of Rotaria sordida, 909 nucleotides long. NCBI's taxonomy places the organism in Eukaryota, Metazoa, Rotifera, Eurotatoria, Philodinida, Philodinidae. The record is from the annotation of a GenBank genome assembly.